AUGGAGCGUCUUCCGGGCUUCAAUGUGGCAAACCACUUCGAGAAGCGUCAGCUUCUCAUCGCCAUCAACUGCAUUGCAGCUCUGUCCAUUUUCUUCUUUGGUUAUGACCAAGGAAUGAUGGGCGGUGUAAACAAUGCCAAGCACUACAUUGACCUUAUGGGAUUUGGUUAUGUUGAUGAAGAGACCGGAGACCCCGUCGUGACAGACAGUCUGUUGCAAGGCGGUAUUGUGUCUGUUUACUAUCUUGGUACUCUCUUCGGCUGCCUUCUAGGUGGUUGGGUUGGUGACAAGAUUGGUAGAAUCAAGACUAUUGCUCUUGGUUCCGUCUGGGCUAUUAUUGGAGCCGCCUUGCAAUGCUCUGCUCAGAAUGCCAACUGGAUGAUCUGCUCUCGUGCCGUCAACGGUAUUGGAACCGGUAUCCUGAACGCCAUUGUUCCUGUCUGGGCUACUGAGACUGCUGAGCACACUUCUCGUGGUCAGUUCAUCGCCAUCGAGUUCACCCUCAACAUCUUUGGUGUCGUGGUUGCCUACUGGCUCGAGUUCGGUCUCUCCUUCAUCGAUGGAGGUGCCUCUCCGUUCCGCUGGCGAUUCCCCAUCGCUUUCCAGAUCAUUCCUCUCCUCUUCCUGUUCGGCCUGGUCUGGUUCUUCCCCGAGUCUCCUCGCUGGCUCGUCAAGGUCGGCCGCGACGAUGAAGCCCAGUACAUCCUCCGCCGUCUGCGUGGAUCUGAUGAGACCGAGAUUGUUCGUGCCCAGGCUGAGUAUCAGGACAUCAAGAACAUUGUUCAGCUCGAGAACAAGGAGUCUUCCAAGAACUCUUACAUCCACAUGCUGUUUGGUAUUGGCUCUGGAGAGCUCCACACUGGACGUCGUGUGCAGCUUGUUAUCUGGCUUCAAAUCAUUCAAGAGUGGGUUGGCAUCGCUGGUGUCACUGUUUACGCUCCCACAAUCUUCCGAAUUGCUGGCUUCAGCUCAGAGAAGUCCCAAUGGAUCAGUGGUCUCAACAACAUCUUCUACAUGUUCGCCACACUCAUAUGCGUCUUCACGCUUGACCGCAUCGGUCGCCGUUGGACACUAUACUGGGGCGCUGUCGGUCAGGGUAUUGCCAUGUUCCUUGCUGCUGCCUUCUCCAAGCUUGGCCAGGACGCAUCGCGAGACGGAGACACGGCUAAGGCGAACUCUUACGGAGCUGCUGCUGCCUCGUUCGUCUUCAUCUUCACCUCUGUGUUCGGCGCUACUUGGUUGACUGUCCCUUGGCUGUACCCUGCCGAGAUCUUCCCCCUUCAAGUCCGAGCCAAGGGUAACGCCUGGGGAGUCUUUGGUUGGAGUAUCGGCAACGGCUGGCUCACCCUCCUCUGCCCUGUCAUGUUCUCCAACAUUGGCGAGAACACUCUGCACAUCUUUGGUGCCUGCAACUUGCUGGCUAUCCCUAUGGUCUGGGCCCUCUACCCCGAGAGUAACCAGCGAACUCUUGAGGAGAUGGAUCUUCUCUUUGCCGCUGACACGCCUUGGGUCUGGGAUGCUGAGAAGAAGUUUGCUGAGCUGAAGGCUGAGAAGCCGGAGCUUAUUACCGCUUCUGGUCAUGGUCGGGGCGUCAUGGAUGUUGAGACCGCUGAGGGUAAGGUUACCUCUGGAGAGGAAGAGUAA
Fusarium keratoplasticum is the source of this 1644-nucleotide messenger RNA. RefSeq lists its product as uncharacterized. Lineage: Eukaryota; Fungi; Ascomycota; Sordariomycetes; Hypocreales; Nectriaceae. The transcript has 3 exons. Gene Ontology annotation, cellular component: membrane. The record is from RefSeq and is a predicted model, not a curated record. Gene Ontology annotation, biological process: transmembrane transport; carbohydrate transport. Gene Ontology annotation, molecular function: carbohydrate:proton symporter activity. Bases 1 to 1644 code for a protein of 547 amino acids.